CAGCGGCAGCAUCAGCAGCGGCACCCGCGGCAUCGGCGGCAGCAUCGGCAGCAUCUGCAGCGCGGCCCCGGCAGCGGCCCCGCAGUCCUCCCUCCGGGCCGAGCUGGAGCCCGUCCUGGAGCCCGAGCAGCCCGAGCCCAGGCCCGGCCAUGCAGCCCUGGGGCGAGCGCGCGGCGGGCAGGACGCAGAGCCCCGAGCACAGCAGCCCGGGCCCCCCCCAGCCGGGGCCCGGCCCCAGCCCGGGCCCCCCCGAGGCGGUACUCAAUGCCGAUGCCGCGCCUCGUCCCCACAGUGAGGCGGCCCCUGAGAGAGCGCGUCCCCGGCCAGCGCGAGGCCCCGGGGGCGCCAUGGAGGGCGCGAUGCAACUCCUGACCCGAGAAGGCCACAGCAUCGCCCACAACUCCAAGCGGCACUACCACGACGCCUUCGUGUGCAUGAGCCGCAUGCGGCAGCGGGGCCUGCUGUGUGACAUCGUCCUGCAUGUGGGCACCAAGGAGAUCAAGGCCCACAAGGUGGUGCUGGCCUCCUGCAGCCCUUACUUCCACGCCAUGUUUACAAAUGAGAUGAGUGAGAGCCGCCAAACGCAUGUCACGCUGCAUGACAUCGACCCCCAGGCACUGGAGCAGCUGGUCCAGUUUGCGUACACGGCUGAGAUUGUCGUGGGGGAGGGCAACGUGCAGACACUGCUUCCUGCUGCAAGCCUCCUGCAGCUGAAUGGUGUGAGGGAUGCCUGCUGUAAGUUCCUGCUGAGCCAACUGGACCCUUCCAACUGCCUGGGCAUCCGGGGUUUUGCUGAUACCCACUCCUGCAGUGAUCUCCUCAAGGCCGCGCACAAGUAUGUCCUGCAGCAUUUUGUGGAGGUCGCCCGGACGGAGGAAUUCAUGCUUCUGCCACUGAAGCAGGUGCUGGACCUCAUUUCCAGUGACAGCCUCAACGUACCAUCAGAGGAAGAUGUUUAUCGAGCUGUCCUGAGCUGGGUGAAACACGAUGUGGAUGGACGCAGGCAGCACGUGCCCCGGCUGAUGAAGUGUGUUCGGCUGCCACUGCUGAGCCGAGACUUCCUGCUGGGCCACGUGGAUGCUGAAGGCCUGGUCCGCCACCACCCCGACUGCAAGGACUUGCUGAUUGAGGCGCUCAAGUUCCACCUCCUACCAGAGCAGCGGGGUGUCCUGGGCACCAGCCGCACUCGACCCCGGCGCUGUGAGGGCGCUGGCCCUGUGCUCUUUGCGGUGGGUGGCGGGAGCCUGUUUGCCAUCCAUGGUGACUGUGAGGCAUAUGACACACGGACAGAUCGAUGGCACAUGGUGGCUUCUAUGUCCACACGCCGGGCUCGAGUGGGUGUGGCUGCCAUUGGGAACCGGCUGUAUGCUGUGGGCGGCUAUGAUGGGACGUCUGAUCUGGCCACCGUGGAGUCCUAUGACCCUGUCGCCAAUGUCUGGCAGCCUGAAGUUUCCAUGGGGACCCGGCGCAGCUGUCUGGGUGUGGCAGCUCUCCACGGGCUCCUGUAUGCUGCUGGUGGCUAUGACGGGGCCUCCUGCCUCAACAGCGCUGAGCGGUAUGAUCCUUUGACGGGCACCUGGACCUCCAUAGCAGCCAUGAGCACGAGGAGGAGAUACGUCCGUGUGGCCACGCUCGAUGGGAAUCUCUAUGCUGUGGGCGGCUACGACAGCUCCUCCCACCUGGCUACUGUGGAGAAAUAUGAGCCACAGGUGAACACGUGGACGCCAAUCGCCACCAUGCUGAGCAGACGCAGCUCGGCAGGGGUGGCGGUGUUGGAGGGUGCUCUCUAUGUGGCUGGGGGCAAUGAUGGCACCAGCUGCCUCAACUCAGUGGAGAGAUACAGCCCCAAGGCCAAUGCGUGGGAGAGCGUGGCGCCCAUGAACAUCCGCAGGAGUACCCACGACCUUGUGGCCAUGGAUGGGUGGCUGUAUGCAGUCGGUGGCAAUGACGGGAGCUCUAGCCUGAACUCCAUUGAAAAGUAUAACCCGCGUACCAACAAGUGGGUAGCGGCCUCCUGCAUGUUCACCCGUCGGAGCAGCGUGGGGGUGGCUGUCCUUGAGCUGCUCAACUUCCCACCCCCCUCCUCGCCUACACUCUCGGUGUCCUCCACCAGUCUCUGACCCUCAGGGAGACCAGGAGCAGGCCCCGAGCUCUAGACAGCCGGACAGUGAUGGGGCCCUGGAUGGGAGAAGCGGAGACCCCCAGCAAGAGACCGACACCUCCAUCCCCAGGGCACGGAGGCCUUGGGCAGGGAUGGCUGCCCUCCCCGCUGGGCCUCUUGCAGAUGCCUUAAUGCUCCCCCCAUCCCAGGAAGGGAGGAGGAGGGGGCAACUCCUGCCAUGGAGGUCUCUGAGCUACAGAGACUCAGGGCCCUGGCUCUCCCCUUCCUCCCCACCCUGCUCUGAGGCCUGGGGCCUUGGUCUCCCUUCACCCAGCACAUGGCCCUGAGGCCCAGAGCACUGUCUGCGUCUGCCUAUGUUUGUCUAUUUAUGUAUUUAUUAUUAUUUAUGAAACAUCCCACGGCCACCUCCCACCCCACUUUUAUAUUCUUGUUCUCUCUGGGGCAUUUGUGAAAGUCGAGUUUCCUUUGGGAACCAAGCCCCAGGCCUAGUGCCCCCCCAUGAAUUCCUGAGGAUGGAGAUUAAUAGAGAGAACCAAGGACAGACUGAGCCCUACCAGGACUGACAGACUCUGAAGGAGAGACCCAGACCCACUUGACUUGAUAGAAAUGUCUAAGGAAGGACGGGCACGAUGCGGGAAAGACUCUCAGUCGUCUGACAUACGAUAAAGGUAAGGCCGACUUGGCCAACACAGGGGGAAAGCCGGCAGGCUUUUUCAACAGAGACCCUGGAGGGCAGUCGAACUGACUGAGGGAGAGAUGCUUGGUGGGUCCAAAGGCUCUCCUGGCAUGGGCCUGGCAAGGGGGCUGUGCUGGUGAACCCUGGACGAUUCAUUCCUCUGUCUUGUUUCUGUGAAGAGUCGUCUGUUUCCUUGAAUUAUGCACUGAGCUGGACACACGCACACAGAUACCCGUGCAUAGGCAGGCAUACACAUGUGGACGUAGCCACCAACAUACAUGCCUUCAUGCACAUCAACACACAGCAAUAUGAACCUAUCUGACCAAUAAAAAAGUUCUUGU
This is a messenger RNA of Dromiciops gliroides (monito del monte), 3139 nucleotides long. RefSeq names its product kelch like family member 17 (gene KLHL17). The record is from RefSeq and is a predicted model, not a curated record. Gene Ontology annotation, molecular function: protein binding. The transcript has 12 exons. Bases 150 to 2120 code for a protein of 656 amino acids. NCBI's taxonomy places the organism in Eukaryota, Metazoa, Chordata, Mammalia, Microbiotheria, Microbiotheriidae.